GUUUAAAUGCUCUUGACAGUUCCUCGUUCAGGAUGUGUGCUGAGUUUUUCUCGGUAAGCCACAAAGUGUUUGCAUCAGUUCUGUUGCGGCUGCAGAGAGUUUCACACACUCAUUUACCAAAGGAGCAGAAUCUGACCUCAGACAACAAUGGGUGAGAUUAAUGUGGAGGACUUUUUUAGCAAAACCAAUAACACAGCACCAGUUAACCCUGUAGACUGUGAGGUUCCUUUAUGCGAGAAAAUUAAUGUCAUCCAGUUUGGUGCAGCAUUUCUCCCAGCGUUCUACUACACCAACUUCUUGCUGAGCUUGGUGGGGAAUGGACUGGUGCUGUACAUCAUCUACAAAUAUGAGAAGCUUACAACGGUCACCAACAUCUUCUUGCUCAACCUCGUCAUCUCGGACCUGAUCUUCGCCUUCAGCCUUCCCUUUUGGGCAGUCUACCACAAGUCAGAAUGGAUCUUUGGCAGAGGCCUUUGCAAGUUGGUGGGAAGCUGUUAUUUCAUCGGCUUCAACAGCUCCAUCCUCUUCCUCACUCUCCUGACUUUUGACCGCUACCUUGCGGUAGUCCACGCCAUCAGUGCAGUCCAGAGCAGGAAGAAAAAAUAUGCGUUUACAUCGUCCGCCAUCGUCUGGGUGUUCAGUAUAUUGGCUAGUAUAAAGGAUAUAGUUCUUUAUGAUGUGAUGGAUGAUCUAAAUCGUAGGCUGUGCGAAAUGACUGGUUACAUCCAGUCUACCCUCACAAAGUGGGAGCUGAUCGGCUAUUAUCAGCAGUUUCUCUUUUUCUUCCUAGUGCCUCUAGUUAUUGUCCUGUACUGCUAUUCCCGCAUAAUCAUCAGGAUCAUGUCCACACGCAUGGUGGAGAAGUGCAGGGCGGUCAAACUCAUCUUUGUCAUUGUCUUCACCUUCUUCAUCUGCUGGACGCCUUACAACGUGGUCAUUCUGUUAAAAGCCAUCAAGACAUCCUUUGCAGACCCGUGUAAUUGCUCAGAAGCCCUCGACUACGCUCUGUACGUAACGCGUAACUUUGCCUACCUGUACUGCUGCAUCAGCCCUGUCUUUUAUACCUUUUUGGGGAAGAAGUUUCAACGCCAUUUUCUGAAACUUUUGGCCAAGCGUCUACCAUGUUUGAAGAUCAAUACAUUGCUCUCAGAGCCAAGCAGUAAAACCACAACAUCAGUCAGGAGCCCAACACUGAUUACUGAUCAUUCACGUGACCAACAAGUGUCUGAUUGAAAAUUUGUUGUUGGACACAAAUUGGAUCAACGAGAGAAAGAGAAAAACAAAGAAUCCAAGAUGCAAUGUUUGACCAAUGUAUGUUGUCUGACCAUUAAUACAUAUAUAUAUUCAAUAAUUUCUCAUUUAAUGCAUAUUAAUGCAUACUAAUUAGUAGAGUGUCUAAAGACCUCCAUCAAUUUUACCAAAUGGAGCAAAAGUAUUGAUAAAAAACAAAUUGAAAAAUAUUUUACAGUUCAUGUGAUGUACAUAUAUGUAAAUAUUCCUUCAUAAACAUCCUUUUGAUGACAAAAAAUUAUACAAUUAUUUUCUCAUUUAAUGUAUAUUAAUGAAUAGUAUAUGUCUACCUAAUUGAGAAAAGGCAUUUAAUAAUAAUUACUGUUAAUAAUAAUUACUAUACAAUUGAUGUACAUGUAUUUAUUCCUUCACAAAUAUCGCUUUGAUGACAUCAAAACCAAAAAAAAAAAAAAAAAAAAAAAGAAAAAAAGAAAGAAAGAAAAAAAAAGAAAAAAAAAAAACUUCUUUGAAAGAGUGUCAUUGCAACAUAAUGUUGAAUGUGUAACCCUAGUCCUAAUCUAUGGGUUCUUUAGCAAUAUAUAGCUAUCAAAUCUGUACGCUAUUUUAUUUUAUUCUGUAAGGAGUAAUUUUUUUUGUGUGUAAAAUAUAUUGUUUUAAGAGUUCUUCAAGUAUGGCAAAUUAAUGAUUUUAUAUUGCUGUUAAUUGCUGGUGUAGCCUAUGCUGAGAAGUAAAAUAUUAGUGACCAGAAUCUUAAUGAUAUUAUUAUUUCAGUGUAUCACAUCUUCAUUUUGAGCAUGAACUCAGUCUCUACAUUGUGUUUUGUGUGUGUUUGGAUCUGAUUUUAAUGCCAAUAAAUGAUUCUAAAUAA
This is a messenger RNA of Megalobrama amblycephala (Wuchang bream), 2119 nucleotides long. Its product is annotated as C-C chemokine receptor type 3-like. Gene Ontology annotation, biological process: immune response; chemotaxis; G protein-coupled receptor signaling pathway. Gene Ontology annotation, molecular function: chemokine receptor activity. The transcript is spliced from 2 exons. The record is from RefSeq and is a predicted model, not a curated record. Lineage: Eukaryota; Metazoa; Chordata; Actinopteri; Cypriniformes; Xenocyprididae. The coding region runs from base 148 to 1233 and encodes 361 amino acids. Gene Ontology annotation, cellular component: membrane.